AUGGCGUCCAACGGUUCCAACGCAUCGUCCCAUGUCCCUCCACCGUGUCCCGAUCAACGCCCGGCCACUCCUCCACCUCCACCACCAGAAGAAUCCACAGCACCACCGCCUCCUCCAGACGCGGCCGCUCCGCCACCACCCCCGGAUGAUCGUCUUCCGCCGCCGCCUGUGGAACAAAAGAAAAAGAAGGCUGGAUGGGGCGCGAAACGUCCGGCUGCGACUCCGUUGAGUGUUGAGGAGCUCAUCAGGAAGAAGAAGGAGACAGAUGCAGCGGCUGCAAAGCCAAAGUUCUUGUCCAAAGCUCAACGAGAGAAGCUGGCGUUGGAGAAACGAGCAAAGGAAGUCGAGGCAGAUCGGCAAGCUAAGGCGCUCGCGAACGGUGCCCGGGAAAAUGGGGUUGUGUCAGAGCCAUCGUUGAGAGAGUCAAGUGACUCAAGAAAUGGCAACAGAGAUGCAAGCAGCAGGAAUGUCCCGACCGGACCACGAGCUAUGCGUGGAGAGGCACCGGCAGGUCCGGGAGCCACGCGGACCUCAAAUGGGCAAUCGACACGCAACCAAGAUAUGGCCCCGCCGCCAGCACCAAAGGCAAUGUCAUUCGGACUGAAGGAUUCCAAGGGCAAGGGCGAAAAACGUCUUGCAGAAGAGGACCAAGCAGCGGCAGAAGCGGCAUUGGUCAAACAACGGUACAUGGGAGCAGACCAGACCUCGAACUUCUCGGCCAAGAAAAAACGGAAACGCACAACGGACCGCAAAUUCAACUUUGAGUGGAAUAUCGAAGAGGACACCAGCGGCGAUUACAAUCCGCUCUAUCAAACCCGCCAUGAGGCGAACUUCUUUGGCCGUGGCCGACUGGCGGGCUUCGGAGAUGACGUCUCAGAUACCGUAGCGCGCAAGUAUGCGGAAGCAUUGGAGAGCCGCGAUCAUGAGGCGGGUAGCAUGCGCGCCAAGGAGAUCAUGGAGAUGGAGCGACGACGGCGUGAGGAGAGCACGCGCAGUCAGAUCGACAAGCACUGGAGUGAGAAGCGACUGGAGCACAUGCGCGAGCGGGACUGGCGUAUUUUUAAGGAAGAUUUCAACAUCGCCACCAGAGGUGGCAGCGUGCCAAACCCAAUGCGAUCCUGGGAAGAGAGUCAACUGCCCAAGCGAUUGUUGGAACUCAUCGACCGCGUCGGGUAUAAAGAACCUACGCCAAUUCAACGUGCAGCGAUUCCAAUCGCCAUGCAAAAUCGCGAUCUCAUCGGUGUGGCAGUUACGGGUUCCGGUAAGACUGCGGCCUUCCUGCUCCCGCUUCUGGUCUACAUUUCGGAGUUGCCACGGAUCGACGAGUUUGAGUGGCGCAAGAACGACGGCCCAUAUGCUAUUGUACUGGCACCUACCCGCGAACUGGCGCAACAGAUUGAGAUCGAAGCCAAGAAAUUCACACAGCCGCUCGGGUUCAACGUUGUCAGCAUUGUUGGUGGUCACUCGAUGGAAGAGCAGUCAUUUAGCCUUCGUGAUGGCGCCGAAAUCAUUAUUGCUACUCCCGGUCGGCUGGUCGAUUGCAUUGAACGACGCAUGCUGGUGCUCAGUCAAUGUUGCUACGUCAUUAUGGAUGAAGCAGACCGGAUGAUUGACAUGGGUUUCGAAGAGCCUGUCAACAAGAUCCUUGACGCUCUUCCUGUUACGAACGAGAAGCCCGAUACUGAAGAAGCGGAAGAUUCCCGCGCCAUGAGUCAACACCUCAGCGGACGCGGACGCGGAGGCGAACGCUAUCGCCAAACCAUGAUGUACACGGCCACCAUGCCUGUGGCGGUCGAACGAAUUGCGCGGAAAUACCUCCGCCGUCCCGCAAUCAUUAGUAUUGGCAGUGCCGGCGAGGCCGUCGACACCAUUGAACAGCGUGUAGAGAUGAUUGCCGGUGAAGACAAGCGCAAGAAACGUCUCGCCGAAAUCCUGGCGUCCGGCCAGUUCCGGCCCCCGAUCAUUGUCUUCGUCAACAUCAAGCGAAACUGCGACGCUAUUGCUCGCGAAAUCAAACAUAUGGGAUUUUCAUCGGUCACUUUGCAUGGUUCCAAGACCCAGGACCAGCGUGAAGCCGCCCUCGCAUCUGUCCGCAGCGGUGGCACGGACGUUCUGGUGGCUACUGAUCUAGCGGGACGAGGUAUCGAUGUCCCCGAUGUAUCCCUUGUCGUCAACUUCAACAUGGCCACCUCUAUCGAGAGCUACACUCACCGUAUCGGUCGUACUGGUCGUGCUGGCAAGAGUGGUGUCGCUAUCACGUUCCUGGGCAGUGAGGAUUCCGAUGUCAUGUACGACCUCAAGCAAAUGCUCAUCAAAUCACCAAUAUCGCGCGUACCCGAGGAGUUGCGCAAGCACGAAGCUGCGCAGUCCAAGCCGUCGCGCGGACCGGGAGCCAAAAAGAUCGAAGAGAGCUCCGGCUUUGCUGGAAAGGGAGGAUGGACCUAG
Molecule: messenger RNA, 2445 nt
Organism: Penicillium lagena
Lineage: Eukaryota; Fungi; Ascomycota; Eurotiomycetes; Eurotiales; Aspergillaceae
Gene: prp28
Product: mRNA splicing protein PRP28
Exons: 3
Coding region: 1-2445 (814 amino acids)
Biological process (GO): mRNA splicing, via spliceosome
Cellular component (GO): catalytic step 2 spliceosome
Molecular function (GO): RNA binding; RNA helicase activity; ATP binding
Source: RefSeq, a predicted model, not a curated record